UGUUAUGUUUUGGUUUAAUUCUCAGGCAGGUGAGGUCCAUAAGCAGGCAGGUGCAUUGGAUUUGGGUCAACAUAUUAAAAGGGCGAAGUUGAAGAGAAUAUCCAAGUAAUUGCUAUGAAUCUUCGCAGUUUCCAGCUUGGUCAUUAUAAUUUAAAGGUUUGGUUAGUAUUAAAUAUGAUAAUAAAACUCGAAAAUUGCCUAGUACUGCUUCGCCAUUAUCGUUUAAGUUUGUUAUGCUUCAGCUUCACCGGUUCUAGCUACGGCUAUCUCCAUCUCUCUCAUGUCUCUGGAUUCGUAGGCCGGGGUUUGGCGGACAAGCAAGAUGAAUGCAUGUUUGAAGCUGAAGAUCAGGAAAGACACAGAGGAGACGCCAUUUAUGAAGAAUGGAAAAAUGUUGUUAGAGGAGCGUAUCGCCCUUUUCAAUGGGAAAUGCAAUCCUAUCCGUUUCUUCUCUGCCAUGGAGCUCAGCAUAGCAACAAAAAACUAUGACCAGCGUCAGGUUUUUCUGCGUGCAGGUGGUUUUGAAUAUUACAAGGGUUGCCUGGAAGGCCGCUUAGUUUCAGUUAAAAAAUUUGAUGACGAUCACUGGCCGUUUACUAGAUAUGAGGACAUUUUUAAAGACGUUGUAAUUGGAUCAAAUAUGAGUAUUCACAAAAAUGUUCUAAAGCUCCUAGGAUGCUGCCUAGAAACCCAAUGGCCGACUCUAGUGUAUGAAUAUGUAGGGCACAAGAGUCUCAAAGCGUGCAUUUGUGAUCGAGUCGAGCCUUAUCAACCGAUACCAUGGAAGGGUAGGUUAAGGAUUGCAAUGGGAAUAGCAAAUGCAGUUGCAUAUCUCCAUACUGCAUUAUCCAUGCCCUUUGUACACAGGGAUAUUCAGUCGUCCCACAUUAUGUUGGAUGAGAAUAAUGUUCCCAAGUUGAUUGAUUUCUCGCUCUCUUUACCUAUUCCUGAAGGUCAAUUGCAUGCAACCGAUAGUGUUGUACGCUCGAGAAUUGGUUUUAUUGCACCUGACUAUUCUCUUACAGGCAACUUUACUCAGAAGGAUGAUGUGUAUUAUUUUGGUAGAAUUCUACUUGUGCUUUUGGCAGGAUGGAUGUUGAAUACAGAAAAUACCAGGUACAAUGAAGGCCAUAUACUACGCUGCGUGAAGGCCGAAUAUGAACAUGAACGGUUAAUUGAAAUUGUAGAUCCGGAAUUGUUGGAAGAAAGUGUUGAUCAGCAGCAGUUUCUAACUUUUGCAAACCUUGCCCUGAGUUGCCUCUCCAACAAACGCGAAGAUAGACCAACAAUCACUGAUGUGGCUAAACAACUCAGGCGGAUUUAUGAUCAGUGUCUCUGAUCACCACCUUAGAUUAGCUACCUUACAGAUUGAUUAAUAUGUAUAUUCAGGGUCUUCUAUGCUGUAUAGUACAUGCAGCAUUUGAAGGCACAAAUCUGUCAUCAAGAAUGUACUCAGUUGAAUAAAAAGGCAUACAUGCAGCCAUGUUACUCUUUAUAUAUAUGCAGAGGGCAAAGCUGGGUAUGGUGUUGACUCCCCAUUAUUGCAGCUAAAAAGACACAAAGAUGUAUGAGUGUGGGAUCCUAUUAAUUUGGAGUUUUUAGUUA
Messenger RNA from Juglans microcarpa x Juglans regia, 1605 nucleotides. Its product is annotated as non-functional pseudokinase ZED1-like. Gene Ontology annotation, biological process: protein phosphorylation; cell surface receptor signaling pathway. The coding region runs from base 323 to 1339 and encodes 338 amino acids. The record is from RefSeq and is a predicted model, not a curated record. Gene Ontology annotation, cellular component: plasma membrane. The transcript is spliced from 2 exons. NCBI's taxonomy places the organism in Eukaryota, Viridiplantae, Streptophyta, Magnoliopsida, Fagales, Juglandaceae. Gene Ontology annotation, molecular function: protein serine/threonine kinase activity; ATP binding.